AUGGAAGACGUGAGUUAUUCCAUUGAAGGGAAAGUGGUUUUGGUCGCUGGCGGUGUAAUUGGUAUCGGGGCAGGGUUAAUACGAUAUUUGGUCUCACAUAAUGCUAUGUACGUCGUUUUCUUAGAUGUGUUGGAGCGUGAAGGAGAGUGUCUAGAGAGAGAACUAUUGAACCAAUACGGUGGCCUAAAAGCAAAGUUCAUAAAAUGUGACAUAACUGACGAAGAACAACUUUUAAGUGCAUACAAUCAGGUAUUAGAGAAAUACAGAAGAGUUGAUGCUGUAAUAAACAACGUGAUGGUUGCUAAUAAUGACAACUUAGAAAAGAUGAUUGAUGCCAGUUAUAAUACGGUGAUUGCAAGUACUUUUAAUGCUUUGGAGGAAAUGCGUGCAGAUAAAUCGAGGAGUGGCGGUGUUAUAUUAAAUCUAUCGUCAUUUUUGGGCUUAACUCAGCGCAAUAAUAUCUUAUUAGAACUAAGUAAGGAGGUUGAGAGCCGAGAACCAUAUUCGAAGACAAAGGUCCGUAUAAUCACGGCCUUUUUGGGCCCGACUGAUACAGCACUCUUGCAUAGAUCCAACUACAUAGAAAAUCAGAAUAACUUAAGUGGAGACAUUCUUGAGACACAGAGGGUAACUUCAGCUGUAACCGGUGUAAUUGACGUCAUAACUCGGGCUGAGAGCGGCUCCACCUGGAUAAUUGUCAAUGACAAACCACCGUUCGAAGUAACUGACGCAAAGGGAUUCGAUGUUCCUAAUAUAAAUACGGUCUGA
This is a messenger RNA of Danaus chrysippus (African queen), 768 nucleotides long. NCBI's taxonomy places the organism in Eukaryota, Metazoa, Arthropoda, Insecta, Lepidoptera, Nymphalidae. The record is from the annotation of a GenBank genome assembly.